This is a messenger RNA of Erigeron canadensis, 534 nucleotides long. Its product is annotated as LOB domain-containing protein 12-like. The transcript has 2 exons. The coding region runs from base 1 to 522 and encodes 173 amino acids. NCBI's taxonomy places the organism in Eukaryota, Viridiplantae, Streptophyta, Magnoliopsida, Asterales, Asteraceae. The record is from RefSeq and is a predicted model, not a curated record.
AUGGGAUCAGGAAGCUCACCGUGUGCCUCGUGCAAGUUGUUGCGGCGUCGUUGUGCCAAAGAUUGCAUCUUUGCUCCUUAUUUUCCUCCUGAUGAUCCUCAUAAGUUUGCCAUUGUUCAUAAGGUCUUUGGUGCUAGCAAUGUUAGCAAGAUGUUGCAGGAGCUCCCAUUUCACCAAAGAGCGGAUGCAGUUAGCAGUCUGGUGUACGAAGCAAACGCUAGAAUGAGAGAUCCAGUUUACGGAUGUGUUGGUGCCAUUUCCUACUUACAAAACCAAGUCUCUCAGCUACAAAUGCAGCUUGCGGUGGCUCAAGCCGAGAUCUUAUGCAUCCAAAUGCAACAAGAGCCUGAACUGCCUACAACACAUCAUCAUCCAUCCAUGAUGGAUUGCGACGCUAAGUCAUUGCUCUUGUCCGGGAGUAAUACAUCUGAUUUCGGUGACCAAAUGCCACAGUUCUUGAGCUACACAUCUAAUAACAAUGUAAUCCAGGAUCCUCUAAAAAGAGAGUCUCUUUGGACAUAAUCAAGUUUCCCA